AUGUCUGGACUAGAACCGAUCGCCGCGCUGAGCCUGGCAUGUAGCAUCCUCCAGGUCCUGGAGCAGGCCAUGAAGACGACUCAGGUGGCGAUCAAAGUCUACAAGGAUGGCACGCUAGAUGACCUAAGGGGCCACGAGCAGGAUGCAGAGACUCUCCGCAAUCUGUCUGCCGAGAUUGAAACGAUAUGCAGCAGUGGUGCUCCUCGCAGGCCCUCGAAAUUCGACAGCGACUUGCUCAAGACGGCGGCGAAAUGCAGGGACAUUCAGCGAGACAUCAGAGCUCACAUGGCGUUCUUUGUUGAAGAAUGCAAACAAGGGGAGCUUGUGGGCGGCUGUCUUUGUGUCUGUCAAGGUCACCAGUGGCAAGAAACUAGAGGAGCUGCUCAAGGAGUUGCGCAGGAUUGAGGAUCGGAUGCGCACAGGCCUGUUGGCAGCAACAUUUUUUAGUAAUAGUCCGGAUACUCAAUCAACAGUGUCAUGA
Pyricularia oryzae 70-15 is the source of this 481-nucleotide messenger RNA. RefSeq lists its product as uncharacterized. The record is from RefSeq and is a predicted model, not a curated record. Bases 1 to 405 code for a protein of 134 amino acids. The transcript has a single exon. Lineage: Eukaryota; Fungi; Ascomycota; Sordariomycetes; Magnaporthales; Pyriculariaceae.